Molecule: messenger RNA, 5238 nt
Organism: Branchiostoma floridae (Florida lancelet)
Lineage: Eukaryota; Metazoa; Chordata; Leptocardii; Amphioxiformes; Branchiostomatidae
Product: Bloom syndrome protein homolog
Exons: 19
Coding region: 12-4112 (1366 amino acids)
Biological process (GO): DNA replication; double-strand break repair via homologous recombination
Cellular component (GO): nucleus; chromosome; cytoplasm
Molecular function (GO): ATP binding; 3'-5' DNA helicase activity; four-way junction helicase activity
Source: RefSeq, a predicted model, not a curated record
ACUCCAUCAGCAUGCCUGCAGAGCGCCGUUGGGAGCGUUACUUCGGGAACUCUCCUCCCAUGGACGACCUGGACGAUUUUGAACCAUCCACAGAUUUCAACCUCCCAACCCCAAGAAAGACAUGUUCACCAGUGCAUAACAAGGCAUCUGGAACUAAAGGCAACACUAAGCAGCCAGAAGUCCAGCAAGCUGUUGCUGCAAAGUACAACAGCUCCAAGUCAGUGAUAGACUUGACUGAUGGCACAGAGUGCAAACAGGCGCUGAAGUGGAAGGAUACACACACAUUGGCAAGUGAUCAGCCCAAGACAACAGGAGAGGACCAUGACAAACAAACAAACUGGACAGCAAUGGAAGUCUCUAGCAGCCAAGAUGACAUGUUCGGUUCCAGCCAACAGGACGACUCCAUAGCCAUGAUGUUAGACUUAGACGCAGUGCCCGGAACUCCACCCGUCAAAACAGGCACCAAACAGCAGAGGACAGCACAGGCUGUCAAGGUCAGAGACAACAGCUGUGCAGUUAAACAGGCUGAAGGACAGAGGAGUACUGGAACAGCACAUGCUGACUUUGAUAUUGAAGCUGUUUCUGAUUACCCGUUGCUGUAUACAGAUGCCAAGGAGGUUGCAUCGUCCCAGCUACACCAGGGCCUACAUGACCUGCUGUGCUAUCGGCUGUCUGUAUUGGAGCGGAUGUGUGGAGUGUUCGACCAGCUGCCACUUUCAGUACUGACUUCACUGCCAACAGUGGAUAUGAAUGCCAUCACACAGUGUAGCAGCCUCAGAAAGCAGCUCACAGCCAAGAGUAAGGAGAUGGAGAAUGUCCUAAAGGAACGGGGAGAGAAAGUACCCGGCUACUUAAGUAACAUCCCUACAGCACUUUCUCCUCAAAGGAAUGCCUUAAGAAAUGGUGACUCUCCUUUCGUGGGAAGCAAAAACAAAACUCCAAACAACGACAACAACAAUAGCACAAGAAGUACAUCAACUGUAGCAAUGAGCUGUGACCCCCAACCUUUGAACUCUGGGUCAGGAGGCCAAAGGGCAAAGUUCAAUUUCAGGAGAACCUUCGGGUCAAGUUCAAAAUCUCCUGGUUCAGCAGUAAAGGUUCCCCUUCAGUUCACUGAUUCUCCUGAUGUCUCAAAGGAUCGAAAAGCAUCCCUCCUAAACACAGCUAAGGAAAGACCUGGGUUUCUGGACACUCCAACCUCUUUUAAUAAAGAUGGGAAAUUCAGUGUGAAUUCUAACUCAGAUACAAACUCUAGCCUGCCUACUCCAACCAACAGCGCAACUCUUUCUUACAACUUCACACACUCUACAAGUAAGCCUGUUUUCGAUGAUGACUUUUAUGAUGAUGACAUACCCUCUGCACAGGCUAAUUCUUAUACUAAGAAUCCCCAGUAUUCUACAACCAAUAGCAAUACCUUAAGAAGCACAUCCAAAACUUGGUGUAACCCUAAAGACGCUGUUGAGAUUGAAGACUCGGAAAGCGAGAGUGAAGAUCAUCACAAUAAGCAAACAACUUUCAACGAUCAUCCUGAUGAAAACAAUGAAAUCGAGGACGAAUACUGGGAUGUAGAUGACAUUGGUCUAGACGAGAUCGAAAACGAUGGAUUGAGUCUUUACGAAAAUGGCAAAGGCGGUUCAAAACAGCCAGAGAAUGAUAGCAGACACCAAAACAGCAACGCACAAGCAUUCCAGCCACCAUUUAAAACUCCAACAAACGCUGCAAACAACAGAAGUAGUUGUAACAAUACUGGACACACCGCAGAGCAGACAUUUGACGAUGAGAGUUUCUGGGAAGAAUGGGAGGAUGAGAGUAUGAUGGAGAACAGCAGGACUAGAACAGACACUACCAACAGAAAUGCUACUGUAUCAGGAAGCAAGACUCCUGCAGCAGCUGGUUUUACAACUCCUCAAGCAAGGGGAGGUGCCGGCACUUCUACUGGUCUUGCCUCUAAAGCCCCUCAGAGCCAAGCCCCAAAACGUCCAGACCCAAAUGCAGAGUUCAACGGUACCCACUUUCCCCACUCUUCACGGAUGACUAGCCUGUUCAACAAGGUUUUCGGUCUGCACAGGUUCAGGACCAACCAACUGGAGGCCUGCAAUGCUGCGCUGCUGGGGAAAGACUGCUUUAUACUCAUGCCUACAGGAGGAGGGAAGAGUCUGUGUUACCAGCUCCCUGCCAUCGUGAGUGGUGGAGUCACCAUCGUCAUCUCACCCCUCAAGUCUCUCAUACAGGACCAGGUCUCUAAACUCAACGGCUUAGAGGUGCCAGCAGCCCACCUGUCUGGUGAGCUGUCCCAACAGGUGGCAUCAGGUGUGUACAUGGACCUGGCCAGGAGAACUCCUCAGACCAAACUCCUGUACGUUACACCUGAGAAGGUUUCUUCUAGUGAGAAGCUCCUCUCAACACUGAAGAGCCUGUACCAGAGAGGUCUACUAGACAGGUUUGUAAUAGAUGAGGCCCACUGUGUAAGCCAGUGGGGGCAUGACUUCCGUCCCGACUACAAGAAGCUCUGUGUCCUUCGGAAGAGUUUUCCUGGUGUUCCCAUGAUGGCGCUGACCGCUACGGCCACGCCGCGCGUCCGGAGGGACAUCCUACACCAGCUGGGCAUGACAGACCCAAGAUGGUUUGUACAAAGCUUCAACAGAACCAACCUCCACUACUCUGUCAUGCCUAAAAAGGUCAAGUCUGCCACAAAAGAGGUCCUAGAACUCAUCAACUCCAGGUUCCGUAGCAAGACCGGCAUCGUGUACUGCCUGUCCAGAAAAGAGUGUGAGACAGUGUCUGACGAGCUGUGUAGGAACGGCACCUCUGCCUGUGCCUACCACGCUGGCAUGAGUGACAAGGAGAGGGCCCGCAUUCAGGACCUGUGGCCGGAGCAUUACAAGGUUAUCUGUGCCACAAUAGCGUUUGGGAUGGGGAUAGACAAGCCGGAUGUGCGGUUCGUGAUCCACUAUUCCCUCCCGAAGUCUGUUGAGGGUUACUACCAGGAGUCCGGUCGAGCAGGGAGAGAUGGAGAGGCCUCUGACUGUAUCCUGUUCUACAACUAUCAUGACAAGAUGAGGAUGCAGAAGCUCAUACACAUGGACAAAGAAGCGACCUAUGAAUCGAGAAAGGUCCACAUGGACAACCUGUUGCGCAUGGUUCAGUAUUGUGAGAACGAGUCAGACUGUAGACGUGCCCAGUUACUGCACUACUUUGGUGAAACAGACUUCAACCCUGAACUCUGCACCAGCGACCCGAGGACCACCUGCGACAACUGCAAGCUUGAGGGUGCGUUUGAGAUGAAGGAUGUGACAACAGAAGCGAAGAUGGUGGUGGAGUUUGUACGCAGUGUCGGUGGGAACAGCAGCGGUGGUGGUGGCAGGAGGGGCUGGGGUGUACAGGGCUACACGCUACUGCACGUCACUGAUGUCUUCAAAGGUUCAUCCAACAAGAAGAUCAUGGACACAGACCACCACAAGUACCCCCUAUACAACUAUGGAGCAGCCUUCUCGAGACACGACGCUGAGAGACUUAUGAGGAAGCUCGUGACGGAAGGAGUCUUGGCAGAAGACCUCCAUGUUGUUCCUCGUGUGGAACAAGUCGUGGCGUACGUGCGGCUGGGACUGAAGGCUGAUGCUGUGGUCAGUGGGAGGAUGAAGGUGCACCUUGCCAUCAGAAGAACAGGUCAGCGGGCAGUGGUGGCCAAGAACCAGGACAGCAACGCCUCUGUUUGGGAGAAACUCUUCAUCGAGCUACAGUCCCUCUGCAAAGACCUCGCUAAUGAGAACAGCGUUCAGUCCCACCACAUCUUCCCUCCCCAAACCCUCCGCGAGAUGUCACGCAAAGUUCCUCGCAACGAGCACGAUAUGCUGGAGAUAGACGGGGUGUCAGAGAGGAAGCUGUACAAGUUUGGCCCACAGUUUCUGGAUGUUAUUGACAACUUUGUGAAGAAUAACCCAGAAGUGACAAUGAAGCCACAAGCCAAACCUGCAGCACAAGCCAGUGCCUCUCCGUACUUCCAAGGAAACCAGUACCAGUACAAGGGGAAGGGGGUGAAGAGAAAAAGGGGAGGAGGGGGCGCUGGUGGCGCUCGGAAUAAACGGAUCAAGCAGUCCAGGAAGCAAGGGUAACUAUUGUGUUGUGGUCUUAGAUACGAUACACUGUCAGGGUUGGACAAGUUUUCUAAAAGUUACUUGUCCUAUCUAUAUUAGGGAAAUACAUAGAAAAUUUACUUGCCUGAACUAACUUUUCACUUGUCUGGACAUUUAAAUGACACAAGUAUUUUCAAUUCCAUCAAUGGAGUUCUUUUAUUGUUGGCUCUAUUUUUCUGUGUUGACUAAUGUUUGAUGCUGCGACUGUGAAAGGAAAGUUGCAUUUGUAUAUUAAGUAUUGUUGCAGUUACUAAAAGAAAAUGUUUGCUUUCUUGCUUAUCAAACAUUUACCUUACAAAAUUUAAAGGCUGCAUUGAUGGCUUACAAUGUACCUAUCGUAAUAUUUGCAAGACAAAGAAGCAAAUAUUUCUUGCAGCAAAAGCUUUACAUUCUUGCUCAUGAUUUCUGAAAUCAUACAAUAAUUUUCCAAAUUUUACAGAACUGUUGGAAGGGGCAGAAGACAAGGGAAGGCUUCGAAGAGAGGACAGAACAGCAGUUACAGCACAGCAGAGCCCCCUAGUGCUCCAGCGAGGAACUCCACAGUGCGAGGCGCGGCACCAGGCAUGAUGCCCAUGCCAGCCCCUGGCCAGAAAAGGAGUUUCCUACAAGGACAGUUCGGUUACAUGAAGACAUGAUAUACAUUAUAGAGUAUAGGGAUGGAAUAACAAACUAUUAUGAUAUUGCAGUUAAUUUUGCUAGGGAAUAAUGUUCUUGUACCUGUAGUGUAUUAGAGUUGGAGAUUUUAAAGUUCUACUUAGUAGUUUGUUUUAUAAAUCUUACAUUAAUUUACGGUAGUUUCUUUGGAGAUUUUAAUUAAAGUUCCAGUAAAUUUUAAAUAUCCUAUUCUACAUUUAGUUUGUUAGGAGAUUUUAAUUAAAAGUUCUAGUUGUCAGGACCAUUCUACAUCGUGAUCUGCACAUUAUGGUGUACAUGUGUAUGAUAUACACAAACACUAACACACAUACAAAAGAAACCAAUAAGGAUGAAACUUAAAAGGAGGUAAAUAUAUUUAAUGUCUGUACUAUUUUGAUAUACAUGAUUGUAUUGAGCCUUUUUGGCUAAUAUACUAUCUUAAUACUUGGAUGAAUAAAUAUUUGCAAUUAGA